AUGGUCCUGGUCUUGCUGGUUGCCAUUCCCCUAUUGGUCCACACCACCAAGGCAGGAGGGUCCGGAGGAGGGGGCACGCAUUACGAGAUGCUUGGGAGCUGCAAGAUGGUGUGUGACACUUUCACCCCCCCACAGGGAGAGCUGACAGCUGUCUCACCUCAGCCCCCAGACUUCUCAAACCGCAGGAGCAGACAGGGGUACAGAGGGAGCCCUGGACUUCCUGGACCUCCAGGUCCUAAAGGGCCCCCUGGAGAGCCCGGCAAGCCUGGCCCACCUGGUCCACCAGGACCUGGACCCGGUGGCUACGGCCAAUCCUUCUAUAGUCCCAAAAUCGCCUUCUACGCAGGCCUCCGGAAACAACACGAAGGGAGUGAAAUACUGAAGUUUGAUGACGUGGUGACCAACGUAGGGAACUACUACGAACCGAGCACCGGCAAGUUCACCUGCCCUCUGCCUGGCAUCUACUACUUCACCUACCACGUCCUGAUGAGAGGAGGUGAUGGGACGAGCAUGUGGGCUGACCUGAAGAAGAACGGACAGGUGAGGGCCAGUGCAAUCGCUCAAGAUGCAGACCAGAACUACGACUACGCCUCCAACAGUGUCAUCCUGCACCUGGAUGUGGGGGACGAAGUGUGCGUACAGCUGGAUGGGGGCAAAGUUCACGGCGGAAACACCAACAAAUACAGCACCUUCUCUGGCUUCCUCAUCUACCCUGACUGA
Messenger RNA from Perca flavescens (yellow perch), 720 nucleotides. It is a transcript of the gene c1ql4b, whose product is annotated as complement component 1, q subcomponent-like 4b. The record is from RefSeq and is a predicted model, not a curated record. The transcript is spliced from 2 exons. The coding region runs from base 1 to 720 and encodes 239 amino acids. NCBI's taxonomy places the organism in Eukaryota, Metazoa, Chordata, Actinopteri, Perciformes, Percidae. Gene Ontology annotation, molecular function: protein binding.